Molecule: messenger RNA, 5198 nt
Organism: Rattus rattus (black rat)
Lineage: Eukaryota; Metazoa; Chordata; Mammalia; Rodentia; Muridae
Gene: Kcnv2
Product: potassium voltage-gated channel modifier subfamily V member 2
Exons: 2
Coding region: 111-1796 (561 amino acids)
Biological process (GO): protein homooligomerization; potassium ion transmembrane transport
Cellular component (GO): membrane; voltage-gated potassium channel complex
Molecular function (GO): voltage-gated potassium channel activity
Source: RefSeq, a predicted model, not a curated record
AGAAAGAGCAGCUUUGAGAGUAAUGCCUGGGGCCCCAGUUUGCUGGUCUCACUAAAACAGUACAGGGCAGUGAACGCUAGAGACAGGCAAGGGGUCUGACUCCCAACGCCAUGCUGAAACAGAGCACUGAGAGGAGAUGGUCCUUGAGCUACAAGCCCUGGAAUACCCCAGAGACUGAGGAUGUGCCCAACACCGGAAGCAACCAACACCGUAGGAGCAUCUGCUCCAUGGGAGCCCGCACUGGCUCUCAGGCCAGCAUCGCACCACAGUGGACCGAGGGCAACUACAAUUACUACAUCGAGGAAGAUGAGGACUGCGGGGAGGAGGAGGAUUGGAAGGAUGAUCUUGCCGAAGAGAACCAGAAGCCCGAGUGCCCCACAGCUCCACUGGAUGGCCACACUGACACUCCAGCCCAGCUGUCUACGCUAAAAGUAAACGUAGGCGGCCACAGCUAUCAGCUGGAAUGCUGUGAGUUGGCCAACUACCCCAAAACGCGCCUGGGUCGCCUGGUCACCUCCACCAGCCGCAACUGCCAGCUGGGCCUGUGCGAUGACUACGAGGCAAAGACCGACGAGUACUUCUUUGACCGUGACCCGGCGGUCUUCCAGCUCAUCUACAACUUCUACACAUCAGGGGUGUUGCUGGUGCGAGACGAGCUGUGUCCACGAAGCUUCCUGGAGGAGCUGGGCUACUGGGGCGUGAGGCUCAAGUACACGCCACGCUGCUGUCGCAUCUGCUUCGAGGAGCGGAGGGACGAACUGAGCGAGCAACUGAAGAUCCAAAGGGAGCUGCGUGCGCAGGCGCAGGCCGAGGAGGCCGAGGAACUCUUUCGGGACAUGCGCUUCUAUGGACCACAGCGUCAGCGCCUCUGGAACCUCAUGGAGAAGCCCUUCUCUUCUGUAGCCGCCAAGGCCAUGGGAGUGGCCUCCAAUCUCUUCGUCCUCAUCUCCGUAGUGGCCCUGGCGCUCAACACGGUGGAGGAGAUGCAGCACCAGGCGGAGCAGGGCACAGGUGGUGGGGACCCCAGGCCCAUAUUGGAGCACGUGGAGAUGCUGUGCGUGGCUUUCUUCACUCUGGAGUUCCUGCUGCGCCUCGCCUCCACCCCCAACCUGCGGCGCUUUGCACGCAGCGCCCUCAACCUGGUGGACCUGGUGGCCAUUCUGCCUUUCUACCUGCAGCUGCUGCUGGAGUGCUUCACGAGCGAGGACCAGAGGCAUGGCAAGGGUUCCCCACGGGAACACGACCUGGAGACCGUGGGCCGUGUGGGCAAGGUGGGCCAGGUCCUGCGCAUCAUGCGCCUCAUGCGCAUCUUCCGCAUCCUCAAGCUAGCCCGCCACUCCACAGGUUUGCGGGCCUUCGGCUUCACGCUGCGCCAGUGCUACCAGCAGGUGGGCUGCCUAAUGCUCUUCAUCACUAUGGGCAUCUUCUCCUUCUCUGCAGCGGUCUACUCGGUGGAGCACGACGUGCCUGGUACCAACUUCACCAGCAUCCUCCAUGCCUGGUGGUGGGCUGCGGUAAGCAUCUCUACCGUGGGCUAUGGAGACAUGUACCCAGAGACCCACCUGGGCAGGCUUUUUGCCUUCCUCUGCAUCGCUUUUGGGAUUAUUCUCAACGGGAUGCCCAUUUCCAUCCUCUACAACAAGUUCUCCGAUUACUACAGCAAGCUCAAAGCUUACGAGUACACCGCCAUCCGUAGGGAACGGGGAAAAGUGAACUUUAUGCAGAGAGCCACGAAGAAAAUGGCUGAAUGUUUAUCUGGAAGUAAUGCACAGUCCGCCACAAGGCAAGAGAAUUAAGGCUUCAUUAGGACACAAGGCUUGUAGAACCCAUGAAUUUCAAAGCUUCGUUGCUUCUUUUAAAAUUAUGCCCCGCCCCCCGCCCCUGGCAACAGAGGGGCGUGUGAAGCCGACGCAGACAAAGAGCAUUCAGUUCAAAGUUCUAACUCUAAAAAUGAUCAUUUGGGCCCAAACUCAAAACGCCUCACAUGGCCCUUUAGCUAGAUUGUGUUUAUGUAUGACGUCAGUCCUGGAAACGGCUGCAAGGAAGCAACAUCUUAGAUUUCUCUUUUAGUUUCUCAUGGCAUCAAGCUUGAUGCAUAUAUUUAGACAUGAAUUGACUGGAGAUGAUUUUUCCUAGUUCAAAGCAAGAGGAGGGGCCCUUAAUUUUCCAGAGAAUGGAGCGUCUCAGCAGGAGCCGGAGAAGCUUUGGAAUCAGACCAACCUCUCAGCCAGAAUCCCAGAUCUACCAGCUGGAUGGUUUGUAAGGAACCUACUUCAACCCUCUGAGCCUUGGUCUCUUCAACUGUGAGAUGUAGAAUGAGUUUUGAUGAUUUGAAGGAUGAGUUUUGGGUUUGAAGAUAAGUGCUGUGUACAUGAUAGCUGUUCAAAGUGUCUGAGUGAGUAACGUCUGAUACAUCAUUCUCAGUGGUUUACAACCAGAGGCAAGUCUUCUCCCCAGGUCACAUUUGGAGAUGUUUUUGAUCAUCACUAUAGUUAAAAAGGAUGAGGCGGGUUCCUAGCAUCUAGUAGAUUAGGGAGGCAUGGGUGCUACAGAUCCCUACAGUAUACAAUAGUGUCUGCCCUACAAAUUACUAGAUGUCAGUAAUGCCAAUGUUGAGGAAUGUCUAAAAUUACUAUGGGAACCCAAACUUGGUCCAUGACAUUUUUCUGUAUGUAUGAAUUUCUCUCUCCCUUGAAAGGAGCCCCCAAGUGACCUCUCUCUUAAUGCAGACUUCCGUUCUUUCUGUUUCCCAGAGAAGGGGUGGGAGAGCAGCGCUGCCUCCCCAACAAUGGCUGUAUGGCGAGCGCUGAAAGACCUCUCUAGGCUGAGGGUUGGAAACCAGUGCCCUUUGGGUCAUUUCUCUUCUUGAGACCUUUCUUUUAAUUCCUUUCUGGGUCCACAGGGCUCCUGUAAAUGAAGUCUUAAAAUCAAAGGCUCAUUUGAACAGAGCACACAGAGAUUUGCCCCCUAGAACUGGAGUUCAUGGUGCUAUAGAAUCCUUCUCAGGGUAGGACUGCCCCAUCUGAAUCAUAUGUAAGAAUAAUUGUGCUACUGACAGAGGCAAAUGUUAGUGACUAUACAUCUAGUCUUUAACUUCAUUUAACCCUCAGUACAUCCCUAAGUUAGAUGCUCUGGUUCUAUUUGAGGAGAAAUGGAGACUUAGAGAGGUUAAAUGAUCCAUCUACACUCUCCUAGCCACUAAAAUAGUGGCUUUAAGCAUAGGUUCAUCUGAGGGAGGCACAAGGCUCUGUUGGAAGUCUAAACGUGUGACUUUCAUACAUCGGCAUCAGUGCCAGUUAGUUCCCAUCAUCAACUUGAUACAAUCUAGAGUCACCUGGGAAGUGGGAACCUCAAUUGAGAGAUUGCUCUGACCAAAGUGGUCUGUGACCAUGGCUGUGUCUGUGAGUAGUUAUCUUGACUGACAAUUACAAGAAAUUUUGGCUUGAUAAGUAAGCACUAGCACUUAGAGAUGAUUAUUGUUAUGCCUAGCCCACUGUGGGCGACAUCAUCCCUAGCAAGUAAGCCUAGGCUAUAUAAGAAGGCUAGAUGAAUGUGAGCCAGGGAACAGGCCAGAGAGUGAGCUAUCAAGCAUCAUUCCGCCAAGGUUUCUGAUUCAAGCUCUUGCCCUGAUUUCUCUUAGUGAUGGAUUUCAACCUAGAAAAGUAAGAUGAAAUAUACCCUUUCCUCCCCAAGUUGCUUUUGGUCAUGGUGUUUCACAGCAACAACAAAUCAAAAGAGUGUCUUACUCUGUUUUGCGGGGCUGUUACAGAAUACUGUGGAUUGAACAAUGUAUAGUACUUAUUCCCCUCAGCUCAGUUAGAACUCCAAGAACAAGACACAGGCCGGUUGGGUUAUACGUUCAAGCUGCUCUCUUCAGUCAAGUUGGUGUCUUUUUGGUGCAUUCUACGGAGGAGACUGUGUCCUAAAAGCAUAAGGCAAGCUCACUGAACUCCAAGUAUCUUAUAAGGGCCUUGAUAUCAUAACUCAUGAAGGAACAGCCUCAUAGCUUAAUCAGUCCUAAACACUUCAGCUCUUAAUAUGCCAUUGUGACAACACACCUGACUUACAGAGGGACCUAGUCAAGCCAAAACUUGAAUUUUAAAUGAGCAACAAUUUUUAAUAGAAAUAUAUCUCAAAUAUUGCAUAGUAUAUGCUUCGAAAAUUCAAAUUUAACUACAAGUCUGGCAUUUUGCUUGUUAAAUCUGAUAAUCCUGUACUGCUGUUUUUCAGAGUCAAGUUUUCUUCAUUUAGUUAACCCCCAAGCCCUAAAACCAAACCCAAACAGCACACCCUUCAGCCAAGGGAGUCUUUUCUCUUGCCAGCUAGAAGGAGGGAGGAUUUUUGAACCAGUCUCCUUGCCAGAAGUAAUGACAUGAACUCAGUCAGCUCACAUAUCCACACAACGCAAUCAACAAGGCGGCCGCCCUGCCGUCCAUCCCCAGCCCUCGAGCACUUCAAACUCCAGGAAUGGAUUUGCUGAUGAAGUGAAACUUCUGGGCUAUCAUGGGGACCAGGGAAGACCUAAUGAUCAUAACACUCCUUCUGCUCUGAGAGAGCAGACCCAGAACUGCAAGGCAGAAGAAACUCCCUGAGAGACAGGAUGGCGGCACAUGGGGUAUGGGGGGAGGCACUGAUAACAAAUCUGGAACUUUCCAGGUUCUGGGAUGCGAUCUAGUCAACAGCAAGAGGCCUCCUCCCAGUCUCACUGGCCACAUCUGUUCAGACAGCUGUGCACUGCUUCCCCAGGGAGUAAGAAUGUCAGGCAGAAUACAAUUAACACACACAAAAAGAACAUUUUGUGAGCUUGUGUACCAGGCAUAGGAACAUUAUUUAAUUUAAUACUUCAGUUGCGUUAUCAAGGUUUCCCUGGUCACUCACAAAGGCUUAAUCACAAUCAGCCUACUCUUGAUUUUAAUGCCGAUUCUGCAAUAGACUCCACAUAGUUGAACCAUAUGAAGCUGACGUUUUCAUCAAACAUGACUGAAUAUUGGCAGCUUCAUCUGGCAUGACCUAAGAGUUAUGUGGUUGUAAUUUCUCUCAACUUGUUCCCACAUUGUUAACAUAGAAAUAAUAAUGGUGUUUUCCUCACGAUGUGGAUGGCUAUUAAACGACAUUGUGUAUAUUUAAAACUUUAGCAUCCUGACACAUGUUAUGUAUUAAAUAAAGGCUGAUCAUCCUCUUCCUUUCUCUUCAUCAUC